Messenger RNA from Mangifera indica (mango), 1250 nucleotides. RefSeq lists its product as uncharacterized. Bases 310 to 1125 code for a protein of 271 amino acids. The transcript has a single exon. NCBI's taxonomy places the organism in Eukaryota, Viridiplantae, Streptophyta, Magnoliopsida, Sapindales, Anacardiaceae. The record is from RefSeq and is a predicted model, not a curated record.
AGAAGAAACUUUCCUUGGAAACCCACCUAGAGUUGGAGAAGAAAAUCCCUUUUAUAGCCUUUCGGUGCUUAAUUUCAACUACUUCGAAUUUCCUUUUUCUGUUAUCUUCCUAAAAUGGAAUCUUUCUCAUCCUCAAUCUUCACACCAUACUUCAUUCUUCCCAUUUUUGUUGCCUCUUGCUCUCUCCUUACUCCAAAAUAAAGCUAAUCUUAAACCUAAACCUGCAGCCAUUUCUGACUCUUCCCUUGGCCACCCUCUUUGUUUUUUUUUUUUUUUUAAUUUUUUUUCCAGGCUUCUGGCUUUUUUGCUAUGGCUAUAGAUGUCUGCUCGGAGAAUUCUGGUCCUCGAAUCUCAUUUUCACAUGAUCUAAACCAGAAGGAUCCUGGAGUGCCACAGUUUGAAAGAAGAUUGGAUUCAUCUCUUCUUGAUUCGAGUUCCGAUUUCGAGUUCUGCAUUGGCAAUAGUAUUUAUUUCCAGGAGCUUUCUUCAGCUGAUGAGCUUUUCUCCAAUGGAAAGAUUCUUCCUGUUGAAAUCAAGAAGAAGAAACAAGUCGGCCAUCAACCAGCACAACCUCCACCAUCGUCUUCACCUUCUCCUCAUCCAAACCAAAUAUUGGCAGCAAAGAAGAGAUUAAAAGAGUACUUAUCAACGAGUCUCGAUGAUGCCAAUGGUGAUGAAGAAGAAUACGACGACAAGCCUGUGUAUAAAUCUUUCUGGCAAUUCAAACGAAGUAGCAGUCUCAACUUCGAUAGCACUCGAAGCAAGAGUUUAAUCAACUCUUUACACUUCCUUUCACGAAGUAAUUCCACUGGUUCAGCCCUUUCAAAGGAAUCCCAGAGGCAGAAUUUACAAAGGCAACCAUCUGGUUCCAGAAAAUCAAAAGUUUCAAGAUCUGCUGGUUCUUACUAUUCUUAUUUCAACAACACUACUCGUUCUUCCUCAACCCAGAAGCCUCCUUUGAAGAAGAACUGUGGAUCUUAUAAUAAUAAUAAUGGCAACAAUAAUGGUGUCAGAAUCAGUCCGGUCUUAAACAUCCCUCCUCCUCACAUUUCAUAUGCCACUGUAAAUCUCUUUGGCCUUGGUUCACUCUUCUGUAAUGGCAAGAUUAAAAGGAAGAAGAGAUAGAUCGAUUCUUUUUUCCAUUAUUUUCCAAAGCUUUCAUUAUGACUCCAGUUUUCUUUUCAAGUACAGAUGGAUUUGGUUGUCACAUGUGAUAAUUUUAUGUAAAUUAAUAAAAGAAAGUUUAUACA